AUGGACGAUCCUGUAGAGCCCCAACCAGGCCUCGUUCGCCGGCUACGAAAUCUUGUGCUUUCAGCAGUACAGCCCCUUCUCGACUUCAUCUCGUCACCCACCUUCUUGCGUGUCUCGAUCUCUGCAGUUCUCUUCUUCCUCGUCUCUUCUCUGCUCUUCGCCAUAUCGACCACUGCAUUCCUCAUAUUCUACUGGAACUACAUACCACCAAUUAGUCUUUCCAUACCUCUAUACUUCCAGUAUGGCGUACACGCGGCAGGCAAUGUGCCCUACGCGAUCGCAGAUGUUCCGUCAGGUACACUGAUAAGUCAGCAAGCAUAUGCAGUCACCGUCGAUCUGUCUAUACCUCGUACACCUACGAACCUCGAUGGAGGCGUGUUCAUGGUCGAUGUCCGGCUUCUAGGAGCAUUUAGUGCUCUAGCUCAACCGCCCGAGACGCUGAAGCAGCUUCUGGGAAACAUGACAACUCUGGGAGGCGAGGGCCACACAGUACUACAGCACUCUCGGAGACCGAGCAUGCUACGGUAUCGCAGUCGAUCACUUAGCUUCGCAAGAGAUGCAGUCUUUGCGCCAUUAUAUCUGCUUGGCUUCAAGGACCUUGAUAGCGACAAUGUCAAAGUCAAACUGUGGGAAGCGGCGGUAUUCAAUCGAGGAUCCAGCAACGUACCCAUCGCUCUACGCGUCGAGAUCGCACCAAGUGGUGGUAGCACUGGGAUAGCAGACUCUGGUGCGCUCCUCAGUGUGGGCGGUGUCACUAUGCCUGCGUCGAUAGAUGCGCCUCUUGCACGAAGACAGGUGCAGAUCUACAGCGCCAGCAUCACCUUUGCUGCCCAAUUCAGUGGCCUACGAUAUAUCAUCUACCACUAUCGCGUUCUCAGCUUCGUCAUCUUCAGCCUGGCAUUCUAUACUACGAGUAUUAUCAGUAUGGGUCUGGUCUGGGCAUUAUACGGAUCGUCCAUUAUGUCGGGCUCAGAAGAUCUUCUCAUCAAGCAUGAGAACCAAGGCCAGCUAGGAACGAAAAUCAAGAUUGAGGAUGACCAGGAAGCCCAGCCAAAUCUUGGGAUGGAAGCCGCUCCAGGUUCAGACAUCAAGACAGACGCAAACGAAGACUGGCCUGCACAAUUUGCUGGCAAUGGGAGAGGUCGCUCAGCUACACCCAACGAGGGUGGCCUUGAGGAAGGUGGAGGCCCAGCAGACCAGGCAGAGGAACUUGCGCAAGGCGAGACAGCAGACGACGAGGAUGAUGAUGACAUCGGACCAGAAGUCGGACGUGGUGUUUCCCUCCUCACCCAGCUCCUCUACGUCCUCGUCUUCUUUGCCCGAUACCUCGACCUCUUCUGGGUUAGUCCCGCGGUCUCAAUAUGGAACUUCUUCUUCAAGAACUUCUACAUUUGGACCUCGUUGUACAUCAUCUACAUCAUGCUGCGCGUCUUUGCGCGCACGCGUGAGCGAGAGAAGGCUUGGAAACUUGGCGCAUACGCUCUGCUUGGAUCGCUCGUUGCUACACCGGUCGUGGGGCUGAUAUUGGAUAAGCACAGCAUCUUUCGACCAACGGAGUUUCUGUGGGCGUUCAGCUUGAUUCUAGAGUCUGUGUGCGUGCUGCCGCAGCUGUUGCUGUUGAGACAGACGACGGUGCCGACGGUAAUCGAUUCGGGGUAUCUGAUUGCGCUGGGGAGUUAUCGGUUGCUGUAUUUGGUGAAUUGGAUAUGGAGGAUGUUUACGAAGAAUAAGCCAGAGGCGAUACCUGUCAUUUUUGGGAUCUUGCAGACGGCGCUGUACCUGGACUUUGCGUGGGUAUAUUGGACGAGGCAGCGGGUCAAGUUGAGGGGAGGUGGAGUGGUGGACUCGGAUGAUCUGAGGAAGGGCUUCUUGGUGCAUAGGGCGUUGGAUAGGACGGCGGGUCAGAGAGAUUCGGUGGAGGAGGAUCCGGAGGCGCAGACUGAGCCUGGAGAUGGCCCGAGAGCGGCAAACAAUCGAUGGGGAGCGAGGGGAGUCAGCAUAUCCGCGGACGACACGUUGCACGAUCAUCACAAGACGAAGAAGCCAACAGGGACGGGGACCGCGGCCGAGUCGGCGGGUAUGCUGGCAGAGGAGGAUGAGGAUAUUUUCUUCGACGACAAUGACGACGAUGCACCGCAGUUGGACGGACCAGGGAGCAAGGUCUUGAAUAGUGACGCUGAAUGGCGAGACGAAAGCGAUGUUCACAACUGA
Molecule: messenger RNA, 2211 nt
Organism: Cyphellophora attinorum
Lineage: Eukaryota; Fungi; Ascomycota; Eurotiomycetes; Chaetothyriales; Cyphellophoraceae
Product: ER lumen protein-retaining receptor
Exons: 2
Coding region: 1-2211 (736 amino acids)
Biological process (GO): lipid storage; protein retention in ER lumen; endoplasmic reticulum to Golgi vesicle-mediated transport
Cellular component (GO): cis-Golgi network; endoplasmic reticulum; membrane
Molecular function (GO): ER lumen protein retrieval receptor activity
Source: RefSeq, a predicted model, not a curated record